Messenger RNA from Ceratitis capitata (Mediterranean fruit fly), 2422 nucleotides. RefSeq names its product sorting nexin lst-4 (gene SH3PX1). The record is from RefSeq and is a predicted model, not a curated record. Lineage: Eukaryota; Metazoa; Arthropoda; Insecta; Diptera; Tephritidae. Bases 110 to 1804 code for a protein of 564 amino acids. The transcript has 3 exons. Gene Ontology annotation, cellular component: cytoplasmic vesicle; plasma membrane. Gene Ontology annotation, biological process: protein transport; plasma membrane tubulation; mitotic cell cycle. Gene Ontology annotation, molecular function: protein binding; phosphatidylinositol binding.
ACGAUUACGACUUUCGAACAACACCUAUUUGUCAUUGCUAGAUUGGUCAUUGUAAUUUUUAUUUGAGCAUUGUUUCGAUACAAAAAUAAAUUAAUAAUUUCUUUUUGAAAUGACAUCGUAUGUGCGAGCAAUGUACGAUUUCUCUGGAGAACCAGGUUCUUCAGAGAUUUCAAUAAACGUCGGCGAAGUCCUGGCAGUAACUCGGACAGACGUUGGAGAAGGUUGGUGGGAGGGGAAGAAUAGUCAAGGAAAAGUUGGUCUUUUUCCAGCAGCUUAUGUAGAGGUAAUGUCGGCCGCUGAAGCACAGAAACACAAUCAUCAACCUGCUGUUAGCAGUCCUGUCGCAGUUGCUACAGCAGCGACAGCUGUCACAGGAGACUCAACGACUCGCUACGAUCAAACUGCUGAUGAAUACGACGACUGGGAAGAUGACUGGGAUGAUGAUAAUGAUACUUAUUCAGAAAUUGGACCCAGUGGCGCAGCUAAAACAAACAAUCAUGCUCCAACUGCUACUGCACUUUCACAUUCCGCUAGCAAUUACGAUAAUAAAAAUCUGCCUGCAGCACCAAUGGAUGAUACUAUAUCAUUGGCCUCAACAGCUGCGCCGAGCAAUACAACAACAUUAAAAAAAUCUGGCAUGUUCGGUAAAAGUUCCGAUUCAUAUAUACUGGGUUUAGGAAAUAAGGAAAAACUUUCGGAUCAUGAAAUUGUUCACAUAGCAUAUGUCGAUAAUUUCUGUUAUUGGCAAACAAAUCACCAGCGCUAUAGCGUCAUUGUAGCCAGUCCGAAGAAAGAGACCAAAUUUAAAGGAAUGAAAACAUUUAUUGCAUACCAGUUAACGCCUAGCUUUAAUAAUAUAUCUGUGUCAAGACGAUACAAACAUUUUGAUUGGUUACACGAACGCUUGGUGGAGAAAUUUUGUCUCAUUCCCAUUCCACCACUACCAGACAAGCAAAUAUCCGGCAGAUAUGAGGAGCAAUUCGUGGAGCACCGGCGCGUGCAGCUGCAAGAGUUUGUCGAUUGGGUGUGUCGUCAUCCUGUAUUAUCACAAUGCGAAGUGUGGCAUCAUUUUUUGACCUGCAAUGAUGACAAAAUGUGGAAAUCGGGCAAAAGGAAAGCCGAACGUGACACAUAUGUUGGUGUCACAUAUUGUUGGGCUAUUUCACCACCAGAGAAAACUUUAUUGCCAUCUUAUGUUGACGCGCAAAUGGAGAGUUGUUCACUAUUCGCACAUACAAUGGACAUUGCAGUACGGAAUCUUUUGGCAUUAUCAAAUGAUACGACAAAACGUUAUCAAACACAAUGUAAAAAAGAAUUCCAACGUAUCGGUGAUGGUUUGUCAGAUUUGGCCAAGGCUUUAAAUAUUGACGAACGUCGGGCUCCAUCAAAAUCAACUGCGCUUUCGGAAAGUGUUGGGCGUGUGGGGGGCAUUUUCAUUGGUAUUGGACAAUUGUUUGGAGAUCAGCCAAAAUUAGACUGGAUACCUUUUUCAGAUCGCUUGCAUAUCUAUAGAGGUGUUCUCAACAGUUUUCCGGACAUCCUUUCAACACACAAAGGUGCAAUGCAAAAACGAAAAGAAUGUGAACGUUUGACCGCCGAACAAAAGAUGAGUAAUGCUCAAAUGACCGAUGUGAAUCGUCGUACCGAUGUUAUAUCCUAUGCUGUUAUGGCUGAAAUGUCGCAUUUUAAAGAAGAGCGUGAUACGCACUUAAAACAAGCGCUAAAAUCAUUUAUUGAAGAACAAAUUAAAUUUUAUUCUAAUGUCGUUAAUCGACUGCAAGAAGCUUAUCGUCAAUUUGACUAGUUUACUAAUUACUGCAUUGCUGAUCCCUAAGCCAUGGCCGCUUUUUUGUGCUUUAGCGUAUGUAUGCAUGUAUGUAUGUAUAAGUGUAUUAGAAUUCACGACAAUAGCUACAGUAAUAGAAACAUAGCACAACAAACUAUCUAAAACAAGUUUCAUAUCUUCAUCAAAUUGUAAUUUCAUCGGCGAUAACGUAAGUGCCCAAGCUGGAAAGGCGUCAAAUAUUAGUGCUAUUUCAUGUGAAGAAUAAACGUCAAGUUAACAAACAUAAAUUAUUGUGGCACUAGAAGCAAAAAUAUAUAUAUUAAGUAUAAUAUACAUACAUAGUUUCUAUAUAUAAAGAAAAGAAUUUUAAUUUACAAAUACAUAAAAUGUGAUUAUAUUCGCUUAUUCAAAUUUUCUACUGCAAUCUUAUGAUGUACACAUUAGUAUAUACACAUGUAUGGCAAUUUACUUUUAUACAUGCAUUUACGUCUUGGGUACUUUUGUUCUAUAUCGACUCAAUUAUUGUAUUUCCUCAUUUAUAGUAUUUUAUGUAUUGUGAAUAUUAUCUAAUUUGUGCAUACUAAAGUGUUAAAUAUUAUAUAUUUUAUAUGCAAAUAUACAAGUUUACACAAAUAA